AUGUACGAAGGGGCAUCGUCACCGACCACUCUCAGCUGCAGCGGUGGUAGCAGUGGGAUGCACCUCGAUGAGCCAGACGCGUCGCAUUCACAGCUCCCACUGUCGUCAAAGGCCCUUUCUCCGCAGCUCACCCCGAGUACCCCAGCGACGCAGCGGCUGCCACAUCAAGGCGCUCCUCCGUCACCGUUGCAGCGGCAGGAGUUGAACCCACCCAUGACCUCACUGUCACGGCGACUCUGGAACCAGUUCUCAGCACGGGAACUCCCCUAUCCCGCACAGCGAGACAAGGGCUCCAGCGCUGCCGAAACCAAGAUACGAGCCCCUGCGCAGUUUUCGAUGUCAUGCGAGAGUAGCAGUGGAAACGCGACCAAUCCGCAGCGCUCGAUGCUUCUCGGCUUGUCGACACGGUGCAGCGAGAACUCUCCUGCAGUUGCCCCGGUCGGCUCACCCCUGUCGUCUCUGUUUUCCACGCCCAUGACGCGUCACCUGGAGGGAUGCACCCCGAAGGAGUCCCCCGAUUUCCGGACGCUGUUCACCCCGUACACCUCACCACCGUCGCUCGCCUUCACCGCGGAGAGCCCAGAGAAUGCGGACAGCAACAAACGAAUGUGGAAUGUGUACAGGCGCCAGAAUGAUUGGAUGAAGUCAUCCACGGCGAACUGUCCCAUCCUCACUCACCCGCAGGUGCAUUCUGCGGGCCUCGACUCGAUCCCCGGAGCAUCCCUUGCAACGACGCCAGUGCAGCAGCAGGCCAAUGUUUCUUCACACAAGCCCACUCGCGACACCUCAGGCCGCACCGCCAGCCGGACCAUGGAUCCUAAAUACAACGGAGGCACAACCACCGUGGCGCGCUCCCCAUCCGCGUUAGCCGCUGCUACACCUUUUCGCGACCUCGACCAGCUCUAUCCAUCUAAGUCCGCAAUGUUCCCCACCAGUUCGAGGGACCCCUGGCCCCAACGGCACACCAUCUUCCCUACAAAGCCGCUGUCGCCAAUGAGAAGGAGCGAGUCCCACAGCACCGGCCGCAGUCCAUUCUCCCACGCAUUAGGUGGAGCGCACCAGCUUUUCAGGUCUAUAGAAAGCGCAUCAGUGAGCAAGGAGCUGUUGGCUCUCAACCACGACGUCGUUCGUGCCACCAGCGAAACAUCCACGUCGUCAGCGCACCGCACGCAGUCGUCGCGGCAGUGCAGCGGUCGCCGCUACAGUCCCAGCACGAGCCCCGUGCACGAUAAGGACUACAUAUGUGACUUCUCGACAGCGUCGGCAGACCAGCGGAUGCCCCUGCCAAUUCUUAAGAGGCAGCCGCACCUGUGCUCUUCCGGGAGCAUUAGCGGUCGUUUCGGUGGUCCCUCCCUUGUUAGUACAGCCCACCGGAGUGUGAACUGUAGCAGCAGCAGCCACACGGCAGACCGAAGCGGCUGGUCAGCCUCCUCCACCCCUCCCCCGGCUGUGAUGGGGGUGAACUCACGCGAGGACUUCGUUCGCCGCUUUGGUGGCGAGAGUAUGCAAAACCUCUCCGCCCCUUCGCAGUCGCAUCACCAGCAGCCGCAGCAGCCCCCCUCUCCUCUCCCCACCACUCUGUCGUCGCAGCCCAGAACCCUAAUCGCGGGCAUCAUGCACGACCACUCGUCGUGUUCUUCUCCCACGCCGACGGAGCCAACCACGGCAGCGUUGGUGCGAUCACCAGAGUGGCACGAAAGUGCGGAAAGGUCUGUCGACUCUUGCUCCUGCGCCCCGUCACCCUUCGCUGCGGUGCAGCAACAGCAUCGACCGCUUCUAUCGACUCCAGUGAUGGACCACUCAGCGGAGUACAGCACUGCCAGUACACAAGAGUGGGCCCCUUUGGGUCGCCGCGUCAGCCUCCGCAAUCAGCAUCGCAGGCCGGUAGCCAACGCCUCCAUCUUCACCGCUGGCGGCAACAGUAGCAGCAAUACAAGAAGGCAGUUCAGCUACAACUCUGUGUCACCAGCACCCGCGCAUUCAAAUGUGGAGUCAUCGACGCCACUGAAGUUACCCGCACUGCCACCACCGCCACCGUGGUCACCUGGCGAGGCCCUGCACUGGAUGCGAAAUCGACUGACGCUGCAGGAGCAGGAGGAGAUGCUGGCGUGCGAUGUGGUGUACUACUGUGGGCCUCCCGUGCAUCCGCGCACGGCGUGCGGAGUAACGGACUGUGCGACACCUUUGCCCCUAGUCCAUCACACCACGGAGAAGAUUACAAGCACCAGCAGUCUUCCGAAAAACAAGGGGGAAGUUGUAUCAUCCACCGCUCCCCUAGCUUCGUACUUUCCGAUCACCCUCGGCAUGCACAUAUCUUUUCGCUACGAAGUGCUGGAGGUUCUGGGGUUCGGCACAUUCAGCGUCGUCGUGCACGCCCUUGACCACGCAGCCUUGCCUCUCUCCCCUGAGCGGCACUGUGCGUUGAAGCUGAUUCGGCGCGAAUUUCUCUACCAGAAUGCGGCACAGGCGGAGUGGGGCAUCUGCGAGCAACUGAAGAAGUGCUGCGCAGGGAUGCGCCGGUGCAGUGGAGGCUGCUUCGGAGAGGGUGCAAGCGGGGCCACCGCCGACUAUCGGGCCAAGCCGUUUGUACAUCACUGCAAGCCCUCUGCACCGUCGUUGCCAUCAACGGCACCGCGGCUGUCCAUGGCGGACCAGCACACGCUGCGCUUUGCCUCGGUGCUCACCCCACGCAGCCGCUUUGAGUACCGCGGCUACCACAUCAUUGUUUUUCCGCUCCUCGGCUUCAGCGUACGCGACGCGGUGGAACUGCGGCGCGAGUUGCGAGAAGCGAAGGCCGACCACGCCGUAAGCCCUUCCCCGUUCCCGCUCCCUGCUGAUGUGCUACUUGUGCAACCUGGCGACCAAGCGAGAGUGACACUACCGACCGAGGUGGUCAACAGCGUUCUCGCGCAGCUCGUACGGGCCCUUCACUUUAUGCAUCACUGCGCACACAUCCUCCACGGCGACAUCAAGCCAGAGAACAUCGUAUUUGUGGAUCGCUCUAUGAGCGGGAGGAGCAGCAGCAGCAUCAGCGGCCAUUUUGCCGAAUCGGGCGGUGCUGCGAGUCAACAGCCCCUACCCCGCCUACCAUCGCAGCCGCAGCACCUCCAGGCCCCCCUUCCGUGCACUGGCGAUGCAGGCCCCCUCCCCACCCCGCUCAGCCUGUACCCCUUCCGUCGACUGAGCUUUGGCCCCCCGCCGUCGUUGCUCUCCAGCGCGGCUGCUCCCUCGCCUUCCUCCUCGUACAGCGGAACUAUUCCCCGUCGCCCCCAUGUGACUGAAUACGUGGAAAGGCACUCCAGCUCGGAAGUCGGCGACUGCGGAAGCGCCAACAGCAGCAUGUCAACGUGCUCCUCGUCUCUGCCGCCGCUGACAGCCCCGUACCCGCCACAGAGGGAUACUGUAGUCACUGACGGCCCUGACAGAGGUAUCACGAUGAUGAGCCGUAGUCACAGUUUGCAGCACCUUGGUUGCGAAGUGACUAGCAGCGCCCAGCGCCAUCUCUCCAGCGGAGAUCUCCUCAAUCAGUGUAUCACGGGCGGAGUUUUGGUUUCCCUUACGGGCCACUCGCUUUGUAUGACAGGUAGCCGCACUGGCGCCUUUACCUCCUCCCCGCUCUCCACAUUAACGUGCGCCGGGGUCGUCGGGGAGUUGAUGGGGGGUGGGACGGGGGACACAGCCCUGAGCGAGGCGCCGCGCAGCAGCAACGGCAGCCCACGGGGCGCCAGCGCCAGCCCCACAAGUCGCCCAGGCCACGACAGCCGCGGCGGCGUAGGCGGCGGUGGCGAUGAAUCAAGCAGCACUGUCACGUCCUCGGCACGCGCUCGGCUGACUUACGCGUUACCUUAUGCAAUGGCUGCAUCAACCGCUACAAUGGCCUCGUCACGGAUUGCUCUCAUCGACCUUGGCCACGCCCAUCUCAUCCCCCCUGGUACCACUGGCACCUCCUUCCCUCUUCAGUCACCGUCCUACCGCUGCCCCGAGAUGGCUCUGCGGCUGCCGUACACCACCGCCAUAGACAUGUGGUCGGUUGGGUGCGUCCUCUACGAGCUCCACACUGGCCACCCCCUGUUCCCCGACGCUUGUGACGACGUAAUGCUGCUGCAGUCGGCGGUGCGGACACUUGGGAUGCCAGAUCCAGCCUUUCUCGCUACUGUGAAGUCCUGCUGGAGGAGGUACAAGCAGCACAAGCUAAGCAUGACCGCAGCGGUCGCGCACGUGCACGGCGAUAUAGCUUCACCGAGCACCAGCCCACAGAAGCUGCAGCGGCUCUUGCCUCAACUACACCCGCAAGAGCCACAGCUAGCCGUAGAUGGCGAGGACGUGAAGCAGGAUGAGGAAGUCAUCAUCGUCGAGCGGUGCUGGCUCCAGUUCAUCCAGGUGUUGAACGACGCCGCGGGACACCAGCGAGAACACGACCAACGCCUCAAGGCCCAACAGCAGUGGAGCACGCCAUCCGUCGUGGAGAGCUCCCAGCGAAGUCCGAGGGAAGCAGACUCGCCUCUCGCAAAAGGGAGCGGUGGUACGACUACGUGGGAGACGGCAGAGCAGCUGGCACUGUUGCAAGUAAUGUUCCCUGGAGGCCAAGCGCACGAACCCGAUCAGUGUUUCUCGCUGCCAAGCAAGUGUGACUGGGGUCAGUAUGCGUGGGUGGACUUCUUUCUGGGGUGCCUCUACUGGGACGCUGGGAAGCGGCUCACGGCGACGGAGGGGCAGGUUCAUCCGUAUCUCGCGUCCCACUUCGCGCCUGAGGUGACAUCUGCGACGGCCGUGACCGCGAACAACAACACCACAUCCUCGGCGAUGGACAAAAGAGACGUCGCAGGUGACCCGGCAAUGAGCGCCCUCGGGCUCUCUGCUGGCUCUAGUGACGGAGCUCCAGAAGCGCCAGUGACCGCGAUCAUACGGCCGAAGCAGUGCUCGGGGCUCUACUACCUCCGGCACCACCCUCUGACGUGUCGCCUCUUCCAGUCAGCACCAGAGACACCCAGUCAGCCCAGAAGCCCCCACAGCAACCGCUCCACCACCAGCAACGACGCAGCAUCGCUCUUGGCACCGCUCCUGAUGAAACCCUCCGCCAUUGUGCCGUUCGAGCUCCCCUCUAGCAACUGCACGGCUCCGUCAGCGCGUCUGUGGGAAGAGCAUCGGCAGCUGCUGCCCCACUGCUACGACUCGGCCCUUGACAUUCAUUCCACGCCACAGAUCCCGACCGAGCGGCUUGCUCUGUCGCCUUACCACAGUAACGAUCACCGCCGCAACCCCUUCGGCAGCACGGAGAGGCACCCGUUCCGCGCCUUCUCCGAAAGCGACCAAGGUAUAGAGAGUCCUGUUGAGGUCUCCGCCGAGUCAUCUAUACGCGGCAACCUCGCGAGCACGCAAAAGCCACGCAGAGACGGUUCGACGUCGGAGGUGAUGGUGCUGCCUCUCAACUGA
Molecule: messenger RNA, 5433 nt
Organism: Leishmania braziliensis MHOM/BR/75/M2904
Lineage: Eukaryota; Euglenozoa; Kinetoplastea; Trypanosomatida; Trypanosomatidae
Product: putative protein kinase
Exons: 1
Coding region: 1-5433 (1810 amino acids)
Biological process (GO): peptidyl-serine phosphorylation; peptidyl-threonine phosphorylation
Molecular function (GO): ATP binding; protein serine/threonine kinase activity
Source: RefSeq, a predicted model, not a curated record